This is a messenger RNA of Colias croceus (clouded yellow), 1235 nucleotides long. Its product is annotated as putative nuclease HARBI1. Lineage: Eukaryota; Metazoa; Arthropoda; Insecta; Lepidoptera; Pieridae. The record is from RefSeq and is a predicted model, not a curated record. The transcript is spliced from 5 exons. Bases 126 to 1067 code for a protein of 313 amino acids.
UGGAAAUAUUUUCAAGUGAUAGUGAUAGUGAUCUUGAAUUAUUAGCUCAGCUGUCGGAUUGGGAUAGUAGCGACAGCGAACAAGAGAGAGCUGUGUCCUCAAAAACUUUUCGACGAAUAAACUUCAUGGCAAGUUUAACUGACGCAGAGUUUACAUUCAGAUUCAGAAUGAACAAAGCCUCAGUAGAAUCUGUCUUUAAUGAAAUAAUGCCCUAUAUCAAAGUGAAAUCAAGACGGAAUAAUGGUAUACCACCAUUGCAUCAACUUUUAUUGGCACUUCGAUUUUAUGCAUUGGGUACAAUGCUUAAUUCAGUGGCCGACUUUGCUGGAGUAUCCUUAUCAUCAGCUUGUAGAAUAGUGGCAGAUAUAUCUGCUGCUAUCGCUAGAUUGUAUAACAAAUAUAUUUUUCUGCAUUCUAGAACUACAGAUAAAUUUUAUAACAUAGCUCAAUUUCCUAGAGUAUGUGGUGCUAUUGACUGUACACAUGUACACAUUCAGUCUCCAUGUUCAACAAUAGGAGAGGAAUAUAGAAAUAGGAAAGGAUACUUUUCAAUCAAUGUCCAAGCCGUUUGUGAUGCAGACCUUAAAUUAAUGAAUGUUGUUGCUCGGUGGCCUGGUUCUGCUCAUGAUGCUACAAUUUUUAAUCAGUCAGUAUUAAAAGCCCAGUGUGAAGAUGGUAUUCUAGGAAAUCGCUGGUUGCUCGGGGACAGUGCCUAUCCAAACCGGCCUUACUUGCUCACACCUUUGUUAAACCCAGCAACUGCCCAGGAAAUAAACUACAAUGAGGCCCAGAUAAAAACUAGAAACACAAUUGAAAGGACAUUUGGAGUCUGGAAACGUCGCUUCCCAGUAAUAUCCUUGACCAUGCGGUUGUCAUUAUAUAACAUACAAACAGUUAUAAUUGCUACAGCUGUUCUUCACAAUAUCUGCAGAAAUUAUAACAUUGAAGAAGUACCCCCUGAAGUAGAAAUGCCAGACGAUAAUGAAACUACUGUGAUAUCAGAGAAUUCGGACAGUAUUGAAAAUGAUAUCAGAAAUAGACAAGGACUGAUUUCUAAUUAUUUUUAAAACUUAUUACCUACCUAUUUAUUUUACAAAAAUAUGAAUAGUCUGUCUUGAGAUAAUUUGUAAAUUCCUUUGAUUAGAUUUUUAUCAUUAACAUUUUGUCUUUAUUAUCAUACCUUUUAUUAGCUUCAAAUUAUUAAACAAUGAUAAUUUCAAUAAAACAUUAAUUUU